AUGCCCAUACCCAAAGACGACAAGAGAAUCCGUCUCGUCACGACGGCUUUCGUCAUCUACUACCAUGCAAAUCUAGCAAAGGCCCGGCAAUUCUUCCUGGAUUUCGGCAUGACGAUCUCGCAGGAAACAUCAAACGAGAUAUCUUUUGCCGGUUACGGGUCCAAUCCAGUACUCUACAUCGCCCGCCAGGCCUCAGGAAAUGAGUCCCGUUUCGGCGGCGCGGCGUACGAAGUUGAGACACGCUCCGAGCUCGAGCGCGCCGCCUCCACAAUCCCCGGCGCCAGCGCUAUCACACCCCUUCACGCACCUGGCGGCGGUGAAAUGGUAACGCUGACAGACCCAGCGGGCCAUCCUGUGCACUUGGUGUACGGCCAGACUCCCAAGAGCCGCAGCGACCCGGGCCUGGAGAAGCUCACGUUCAACUACGAAGACGAAAAGCCGCGACGCGGCAAGUUCCAGCGCUUCACACCGGGACCAGCGCCUGUGCACCGCUGGGGCCACUACGGGGUAACAUACCCGGCGGGUCAGUAUUCGGCGAUGUACGAAUGGUACACAUCGAACCUCGCGCUCGCGCCUUCGGAUGUUGUGCUGCGGGUCGCACACGCAGCAUUCGAAGUGCAUGAUUUCGACAUCCAGCAGCUGGGGCAUCAGUUCCUACAAAGCCGUGGGUACGAGCUGUGUUGGGGCGUCGGCCGCCACGUGCUUGGCAGUCAGGUGUUUGACUACUGGUUCGACACUAGCGGAUUCAUGGUCGAGCACUUUGCUGAUGGUGAUAUUGUUAACAUACAUACGCCUGUUGCUGAGGUUCAGGCUGGACCCCAGGCGCUGUCGAUCUGGGGUCCGCCGGUGCCACCCGUGUUUUAA
Messenger RNA from Cyphellophora attinorum, 864 nucleotides. RefSeq lists its product as uncharacterized. The transcript has 2 exons. The record is from RefSeq and is a predicted model, not a curated record. Bases 1 to 864 code for a protein of 287 amino acids. Lineage: Eukaryota; Fungi; Ascomycota; Eurotiomycetes; Chaetothyriales; Cyphellophoraceae.